This is a messenger RNA of Gadus morhua (Atlantic cod), 5591 nucleotides long. RefSeq names its product LIM domain containing preferred translocation partner in lipoma (gene lpp). The transcript is spliced from 8 exons. NCBI's taxonomy places the organism in Eukaryota, Metazoa, Chordata, Actinopteri, Gadiformes, Gadidae. Bases 903 to 2501 code for a protein of 532 amino acids. The record is from RefSeq and is a predicted model, not a curated record. Gene Ontology annotation, cellular component: stress fiber; focal adhesion. Gene Ontology annotation, biological process: cell-cell adhesion.
GCGUGUUUUCCUUGCCGCUGAUAUGAGCCAUUAGUGGUUGGCUUUGUUUACCCCCGCGCGUGAUUGCCUCAGAUGUCGAGGCUGGGCCCGCCGCGCAGAAGUGGGAGGCGCGCGGCGCCUGUAAUGCCUUGUGACAGGUAAUCCAAACACAUAACAUUAGAAUAAGCAGCAGUCACUGAUCCAGCUUGCUCAAAAGGCCCCUCAGGCAUUCGCACACAGUCUCUUGCAGUUGCAGCAUAGUUCGGCGGACUAAAAAUACCGCUCCUUCCCCGUAAGAGAAAUUCCCUGCAAUUUUUUGGGGAGUCGAGAAAGCGAGAGGAGAGGAGAAAAAAAGGCAGAAGAAGACCCUUGUGUCGCUAGCAAUCAUUUUAUUGCUGCUGUGUUGCUGCACACACUUUGUGCGUGCAGCAACGGGCUCUGUGUUCUCUGAUUCAGACCCUUUUUUUUUUGUUAUGCCUUUUUAUUUAAGUUAGUGUUUGAUGCCCCAUUUAGAAAUUAUAAAAUGAGGGCUUAUGUUUGCGAGGCCGUCAGUCAGCAGAGAUUUUAUGAUGGAUGAUAGAUUAUAGAUGAUAUUGCAUCAUUCCUGCAUUAUUCAUCUGAUAAAAAAGGGGUAUGAUAUCCACCAUUUCUUUUUUUUUUAAUUUAUGCAAAAGAUAUAAUUUCUGAUAUAAUAAUCGGAAAUAUAUUUUUCUUGUCUGCACUCUUUGUUUGACAUGGGGGUGAGAUCCGGGGCUGAAUGGGAGCGAACCCCCGUACUCCAGGCAGGGUGAUAUGCAGUGAUACUGAGCAGAGCGCCGCGACAGAAGAGUCGAUUUCCUUCCAGGCCGUGCAAGACUCCUCAUCCUAACCCAGCGGGCUCAGAGCUCAGGGGCUUUCCACACGGCUCUGAGGUCACGCUGGAGAUGAAGGGGCCGGAGAAGACCCUGGAGGAGAGGCGCUCCAGCCUCGACGCGGAGAUCGACUCCCUCACCAGCAUCCUGGCCGACCUGGAGAGCAGCUCGCCCUACAAGCCCCGGCCGGCACAGACCUCCUCCACCCUGCCCGCCAGCCCCGGGGCCCCCGUCACCGGCUACAAGCGCAUGGUCAUCCCCACCCAGCCCCCCCUCACCGCCACCAAGAAGUCCACCCCCAAGCCCCCGUCCUCCGCCGCCUCCAGCCCGGGCCCCAGGCCCCCGCAGCCGGCCCCGCCCCCCCAGCCCGUGGCCGCCUCCUACGCCACCGCCUCCACCCCCAGCCAGCCCACCUUCAACGUCCAGGUGCGGUCGGCCCAGCCGGGCCCCCAGCACCAGGCCCCGGGGGGCCCCCAGCACUACGCGCCCCAGCCGCAGCCCGGCCGCGCCGGCCCCGCCCAGGUCCAGUACGUGCCCGCCCAGCCCAAGGGCCCCGACUUCGCCUACGGGCCCCCACAGCCGGGGUUCUCCCCCGUGGGCCCCGGGGGGUACCAGGAGCCCCAGUACCCGGGCCCCGGGGGGUACCAGGACCAGCAGUACCCGGGCCCCGGGGGGUACCAGGACCAGCAGUACCCGGGCCCCGGGGGGUACCAGGAGCCCCAGUACCCGGGCCCCGGGGGGUACCAGGACCAGCAGUACCCGGGCCCUGGGGGGUACCAGGACCAGCAGUACCCGGGCCCCGGGGGGUACCAGGAGCCCCAGUACCCGGGCCCCGGCCAGCAGAACGCCUGGAGGCCCGAGCCGGCUGCCCCAGCCCAGGCCUACCAGCCCCCGGCCCCCAGGAAGACCUUCAUCAACGACCCCCCGGCCAGCCUGGCUCCCAUGUACGGGGAACAGCCCAUGGGGCCGCCCAAGGGCGUCCCGGCUGGCGGCCGUCCAGAGGAUGAGCUGGAGCGCCUCACCAAGAAGAUGCUGUUUGACAUGGAGAACCCCCCCACCGAGGAGUACUUCGGCCGCUGUGCCAUGUGUGAGGAGAACGUGAUGGGGGAGGGCACCGGCUGCACGGCCAUGGACCAGGUGUUCCACGUGGACUGCUUCGUGUGCCGGACCUGCAGCUCCAAGCUGAGGGGGAAGCCCUUCUACGCCGUGGAGAAGAAGGCCUACUGCGAACACUGCUACAUCAACACGCUGGAGUCGUGCACCAUCUGCAGUAAACCCAUCAUGGAGCGCAUCCUGCGGGCCACGGGGAAGGCGUACCACCCGCUGUGCUUCACCUGCGUGGUCUGCCACCGCAGCCUGGACGGGGUCCCCUUCACCGUGGACGCCGCCAACCACAUACACUGCAUCGAGGACUUCCACAAGAAGUUCGCUCCGCGCUGCUGCGUGUGUUCUGAGGCCAUCAUGCCGGCACCCGGUCAGGAAGAGACGGUCCGGAUCGUGGCUCUGGAUCGGGACUUCCAUGUCCAGUGCUACCGCUGUGAGGACUGCGGGGGCCUCCUCUCCGAGGGGGAGACUCAGGGCUGCUACCCUCUGGACGGCCACGUCCUCUGCAAGACCUGCAACUCCAACCGCAUCCAGGCCCUGACCGCCAGGGCCACCACCGACCUCUGAGCCUGACCUCUGACCUCUGACCCCGCCCCCCUGGUACCUCCACUGGGUUCACCCCCCCCUGCCCUCCUUUAGGUCCUCCUCCGUUGUGAGGUGGUGUGUUUAUUAUGUGCUUCGCUCUCUCUCUCUCUCUCUCUCUCUCUCUCUCUCUCUCUCUCUCUCUCUCUCUCUCUCUCUCUCUCUCUCUCUCUCUCUCUCUCUCUCUCUCUCUCUCUCUCUCUCUCUCUCUCUCUCUCUCUCUCUCUCUCUCUCUCUCUCGCCCACACACACGCGCAUGCUUCCCUCCACCCGUUCGUGUUCUUGGCGGUCCUCAGAAUCCUCUCUGUCCUGUUGUACAUUCGCCCGUAGGGCUGCCCUGUGUGCCUAUCACGUCCUUCCGUUCAAACUGUGAGUGUCCGCCUUCGUGAUGUGACAAAUCCACGGCAUCACUAACUAUAGGAGAUCUAGGCUUGUGGUUGGUCAUUGGAAUCGGUGUCAGCCAAUAGAUGGCUGAGGACGGCUUUAGAGUGUUGAGGUGUUAAAGAUCCGAGCCAGUACUGGGGGAACCCCCUCGAGUGGGUGACCCUUGGCUCUGUGAACUGGUAAGUGAUUUAGUACCGGUUAUAUGAUACAGUACCUUGACCUAAUCCUGCCAUAGGAGUUUUCAUUAGAACUCAUAAGUAUUUUCAGUGUCGAGAAACGAAACUCUAGAGUCUCUUUCACGUUUUAUCUGAGGAAAUAUCAGAGAGAUAUUUGGUGAGGGUAGCUACAUUGAUAUAGAGAAAGAAAGGGUGAAAAUUAUUUUGAUUUUCUUUUGUUCAGGUAAUUUUGCUUUGAUAAAAUGUGUUUGGUCCUUUUUAUUUUUCAUUUCCCUCCUGUAUUUUAUCUGUUUUUAAUAUUUCUGUGAGCAUUGUGUAGAUUAGAUAAUCUCUCGUCUCGACUACAAGCAUUCCCUCUUUCUGCGUCACCGGUUAGAGUUUGGCUAUGCAAUUAUGUAAUAUUAAAAUGUGUUGACACUUUAUUGUAAUAUGCGGAAUGUUCAUGCAUAAGGAAAUAUUUUAACUGUACAGAACAAAAUUCAUAAGUGUCCUUACGAGUGACCCACUGUCACGUUGGUUGGUGCGAGCCUGAUCGAUGGAGUCGCAUGUCGGGAUCAAUCUGAGCUGUUGACACUUUAUCUUUGAUAUAGUUAGUGUCCGCUCCUUAGAAAGGAUGAUUGACAAAUAAGGGAAUAGGUUUCCCAAGUAUUAACGUUUUUUUUUUUGUAUAUUUUGGGAUAUUAGAAUCAAGGACCAAUUACAUUUUUCGGGCCAAACUAAUUUUUGAAUUACAUUAUAGUUUUACAUUUUUGAUUACAAAUCAGAUUAAUUUUUUAAAGACCAACGGGACUUUGUGUUUGUUUGGUCGACCAUAACCUUAUCUUGUAAAGCUGGUAAAUGAUAUAGAAAAUAUAAUACCGUUGGUGACCUCGUUCAAUUGGAUGGACCAAUGAGAUAGGGUGGAAUUUGAAUGAAUUAAAAGGUACAGUAUUCUGCGAUUUAUUACAUAGAUAUAUUACAUAACCACAUAUUGCAGUGGUUGGGUACAAUUUGUGUGCAUAACGUACAAUCAUUCUUGAAAUGUGUAUUAAUUUCAGUGCCUUUUGGAGUGAAGAGAAUAUAUGUUGGUUUGUAUUGAGGAGUGUUUACUCGAUUAAAAGUCCAAGACUGGAGCACAGUUCUUAACAAGCCAUUUAAAUCAGCACUUUGACUUUUAAAAGUGCCCUUAAGUGUGGUGACGUUUUUUAAUUUAUUCAAUAAUUGUCAUUGUUGUGCGCUACAUUACUUUCUACGGCUAAUUCUUCCCAAGCAUGAAAAAAUAAGCCCAAAACACACUCGAAGCUUAACGCUGUCCCUCUUUUUAUAAUCUAUAGUCUAACAUAAUCAAACUACAAUUCCAGACAAUGGCGCAAACUUAAACACAAAAUGUGCAAUCAGUCGCCUGACUUAAGCUGGGGCCGCGUGUCUCUUUCUCCACGUGUCUCUGCAGACAUGUUUCCCAUUUGAAGUCCUCAAAGAACACCUUAAAGAUGGAUACAACAUGUUUAUGUGUUAGCUCAUUAUCCUGGUUCGGUCGCCAAGAGCUUCCCUUGUCCACAGUACAACACAUUAAAGUCCGGAAAACACAAACAUUCCCAAAACCCAUUGGGAAGAACGAAGAACCAGAGAUCCAGGGAAUGCUAGCAGGUUUCUCAAAUGCUUAAGAUAGCGUAAUGUUUGUGUACAGUAAUGCUCAUCUAAAUUUUAAAUGGCGGUAUUUUUUUAAAAGGCCACAAUAUGCAUCCAUUAUUCAGAACCACACCUACUUACCACGUCUUGUUCUGAUUCUUAUCCACUGUGUGCUAACAUGCGGCUAACUCUGAGUCACGUUAUGCUAACGUAGCUGGUGACAUCUUUGGCUAAUAUCAACGAUAAGCGAAGCCAGUUUAUUCUAAGACCUGUGUGUGUCACAGAAGAAAAUUAAAAGCUGUCCCUUACGAAAUUGCGCUAUGGCGGACAUUUACAUAAACACAUUUUCUACUACUUAACAAAUAUUAAGGAAAUGUACAUUAUACCAAUAUCUAAAAUUUGAGUUCAAACAUUCCAAUUUUAAGCAACAUUUGUCAGAGUUGAAGUGUGUAACUGCUUCAUAAUUGGAAAUAAUCCAAAAAGUUAGUUUUAGAAGGUCAGAAGACGUAUUAACAUAUCCCCGCUCAUGUCGUAUGCACAGCAUCUCUGUUUCUGCAUUUCAAACAAAACACGGACAUCAAGUUUUAAUGCGAAGCAUAAACACUAUAUUCUCGAGACGUUUAAAAUGUGCGUGUAACACGUCACUUAAAGGACUUUCAAAUGUCAAACUGUCGAGCAAAUGGCUUAUGAACACCUAUUCAUAUAGAGGUUGGCUUAAAGCGUGUUAAAUCUUUAAAGGGCCCUGUUGAAUUAAGAAACUGUUUGUAAGUGGCCUAAUGUUAUUCCUGCAUACAUCAGUGUUCCCCGCAGACCGCUAAGUCUACGUUUUGCUUUUCUUUUUUUUAAAUGUGAAUCUGCUCCAAAAACCUCCAAGCUUCACCUAUAUAAAAACACAUUUCAUAAUUAA